AUGUUUUCGCGCUCUCUUUUUUAUCCCGUCUCCUUCUGCGCGAAGCCCCUAUCUCAAUCGCUACCCUUAACCCUGGCUACAACUCGCCGUAAUAUCGCCUCCAAGGCCAAGAAGGAAUGGCUCUGCAUAAUUCCUGACAAGCCAAAUACUUUGGAACGUCGAUUGCAGGUUCGACCCAAACAUUACGAGGAUGUCAAGGGUCUUGUAUCAUCGGGCAAACUGCUGGUUGGCGGAGCAAUGGUUGAGUCUCAUCCAGUGGAGGGUGAAACGCCGUCAUUCAAGGGCAGCAUGCUUGUUUACGCCGCUACCAAUGUUGAGGAGGUCAAGGAUAUUAUCAAAAGUGACAUCUACACCUCAAGUGGCGUCUGGGAUGUCGAAAAAGCACAGAUUAUUCCGUAUAUCUCCGCUGUGCGUGAACCAAUGCCCUGA
Aspergillus affinis is the source of this 429-nucleotide messenger RNA. RefSeq names its product YciI family protein. The record is from RefSeq and is a predicted model, not a curated record. The transcript has 4 exons. The coding region runs from base 1 to 429 and encodes 142 amino acids. NCBI's taxonomy places the organism in Eukaryota, Fungi, Ascomycota, Eurotiomycetes, Eurotiales, Aspergillaceae.